AUGGGUAAUCGGAGCAAACCGGAUGAUUUCAAAGAGAAUCAAGCGAUGCGUCACUUGUCGGAGAUUGCGAGGGAAGCUAUUAACGCAACACAUGGCCGAACUACCACGCGAAAGAUUGGAAACGCCACCACCGUUUACCAACGUAGGGUUCGACGUGUUCGGGCCCUGGACUAUCCAAACACGAAAACUAAGAGGAGGAGCAGUCAACGCAAAACGUUGGGGACUGAUAUUUACGUGUUUAAAUUGCAGAGCCGUUCAUAUCGAGGUGUUGGAAACGAUGGAGACGAGCUCGUUUAUCUGUGCCCUUAG
Molecule: messenger RNA, 309 nt
Organism: Paramuricea clavata
Lineage: Eukaryota; Metazoa; Cnidaria; Anthozoa; Malacalcyonacea; Plexauridae
Source: the annotation of a GenBank genome assembly